Messenger RNA from Rotaria sp. Silwood2, 633 nucleotides. The record is from the annotation of a GenBank genome assembly. NCBI's taxonomy places the organism in Eukaryota, Metazoa, Rotifera, Eurotatoria, Philodinida, Philodinidae.
AUGGAUAACGAUAUUCUAAAAGAUGUUAAACAAAGUGAUUACGAAUGUAAAUGGAAGACGAUUAUAGAGUAUUUCAAUAUUCAAAAGCCUGAUCUCGAUCCUCGAUACAACUUUGACUACAGAAAACCAGGCGUAUCGAAACAAGAGAGUCGUGGUAGUGAACCGUACUAUUUACCAAUCGGCUGGUAUCGUCAUGGACUUAAGGUAGAUAAUAAAUAUGCAGGUGAUAUUGUUUGGCUUGGUCGUGCCAAUGCUGAAGGUGAAUGGCCGGUUGCUUUUCACGGUACAAAUAAAAACGCAGUUCUGGGAAUUACGCAAGAAGGCCUACUAGCUAGCAAAUCUGCACGAGAUAUAAUGAAAGAUGAAGCCAUCAAACAAAUGGGUGAAGAGGCAGAUCGUCCAGGAAUCUACCUAGCAACGCAUUGCAAUGAUGGAGUCGAUAGAUAUGCUAAUUCAUUUACAUUUCCAAUACGAACUGAAGAGAGCGCAACAUUUCAGGUCGUUUUUCAGUGUCGUGUGCAACCCCGCAAGUUCACAAGACAUACAGGUGUGGUCACUACCGGUGAAGCUUGGCGUUUUGUUGAUGAAAGCGCGAUUCGGCCUUAUGGCAUUUUACUGAAGGAAAUUACCUAA